This is a messenger RNA of Xenopus laevis (African clawed frog), 1974 nucleotides long. RefSeq names its product oocyte zinc finger protein XlCOF15-like. The record is from RefSeq and is a predicted model, not a curated record. Lineage: Eukaryota; Metazoa; Chordata; Amphibia; Anura; Pipidae. The transcript has 2 exons. The coding region runs from base 130 to 921 and encodes 263 amino acids.
UCGGACGUUUUCAUGGAAAAAAUCUAGCAAUUCGAACGUUUUCACUAAAACAUUUUGAAAACCGGAAAUUGACAAAAUUCAUCUGCCUCUGAAGAGGAGGAGGAGGAAGAAGAUCACAACACAAGCCACAUGAGAAAAAUGGAUCUCCAAAUCAAGAACUGGCCUGAUAAAGAGAAGAACUGGAGCCUCCUUGCUGCAGGAUAUCGAUUGGUCCCAUUUGGACCAGAGAUCUCCAAUAGGAAGAGAAUCAGAACGACUGGAUUUAAUUCAAUUAAAGAUGUUCAUCACAUUCUCAGCCAAAUCCAAAGUCAGUCAGCCAGGGAGCCGUGCAAUGAAUGUUGUAGAUCAUCCAACCAGAAAUAUUACAAAGACAAGAGGUCUUCUGCUCUCAAGAUGCACAUAAAAACUAACAAGCAAUGUCAGCACGGUUUGAAGAAGAGUAACAUUUCUCAAAAAAAGAACUUGAACUCAGGAUUAAAAUCACUUUUUAGUAGCAAAAAACUAAACACCGUGGCUAAAAUCAUUAGUGCUGUGAAACCUUUUAUCUGCCCAAAAUGUGAAAGGAGAUUUUGUAGCAAUAGGAACCUUCUCACCCACCAGAGAAUUCACACGGGGAGGACGUUUGUCUGCUCUAAAUGUGGGAAAUGUUUCUCACACAAAAAGAUCCUCAUAGCUCACAAAUGGCUUCAUACUGGGAGGAAACCAUUCACCUGCACUGAAUGUAAUAAGGACUUCUUAUGGAACAGGGACCUUCAGGAACAUGAAAAUCACAAUGAAAAGGGGAAGAUGGACAACAGUCAUCUAGAGACUCACUCAAAAGAAAAUUCUUAUAACUACACGGAGUACAAGACAAGCUGCCAGAAUAAGAACACGUUUAAAACUCAGAUUAAGACUCACACAAAAGACAAGAUCUGUAUCUGAGUGUGGGGAAAGCUUCAGCCAUAGGGGUCAACUCAAUGUCCAUCUUCUAAUUCAUACAGGAGAGAAGCCCUUUGUCGGUAUGGAGUUGGAAAAAGGCUUCAGACUAAAGAAAAAUCAGCUUGGUAAACACAAAGAAGUAGGACCACAUGUCUAUACUGAGUGUGGGAAAACAUACAAGGCGAAAAGUUAUCUAAAUACUCAUCUUCACAGUCACACUGGAGUGAAGCCUUUUGCCUGCAGUGAGUGUGAGAAAACCUUUAACUGUAAGGCUUCACUCACUAAUCACCUUAGACAUCACACAGGAGAGACUUUCCCUUGCAUGGAGUGUGAUAAAACCUUUACACAAAAGAAAAACCUUAAAAGUCACCAAAUGAUCCACACUGGAGAGGAACCAUUCCAGUGCAUGGAGUGUGGGAAAAGGUUCAUGGAAAAAAGAGAAAUGGAGUUACAGUGUCUCAUUUAUUCUGGUGUGAAACCUUUUUAGUGUUUGGAGUGUGGCCAACAGUUUAGAUUGAAACAUGGACUUAAAUAUAACCAGUUAAGUCACACCGGGGAAAGACCAUAUGAGUGUAGUGAGUGUGGGAGAGGCUUUAAAUCUAGUUCUGAACUUGGUCUACAUGUACGCAUUCACACAGGGGAGAAACCAUUUAUCUGUAAUGAGUGUGGGAAAAGCUUUAAGGAUCAGGGCAGCCUUAUUUAUCAUCUUGGCACUCACACGCAAACAGGGGAGAAACGUUUUGCUUGUGCCGAAUGUGGGAAAAUGUUCAGAGAAGCAUCUACACUGAGGGCUCAUCUUCGGACCCACAUUCGUGUAAUGAAGUUUGUGUGCACAAAGUGUGGGAAAGAUUAUGCUACAAAAAAAGAGUCUCAAUACUCAUCUUCUCACUCACACAGGACAGUAAGUUGGACAGUGGUACUUGGUGAUGCCCCAAGGAAGGGCUGUUGAAGCAUGAACCCCGUUGAGCCUGAAGGGUAUAAUUUUACUAUAAGCCUUCUCUCUUUGAAUACAUUGUGAGUGUAUUUUUAAAUAUUUAAUAAACCUUUUCUUUACUA